Molecule: messenger RNA, 2727 nt
Organism: Zophobas morio
Lineage: Eukaryota; Metazoa; Arthropoda; Insecta; Coleoptera; Tenebrionidae
Exons: 16
Coding region: 55-2706 (883 amino acids)
Biological process (GO): proteolysis
Molecular function (GO): serine-type endopeptidase activity
Source: RefSeq, a predicted model, not a curated record
AGCUUGAGACAUCUUUUCUAAAAAACAGAGUGUUCAUUGGUUGGUAAGAAAAUCAUGAUGUCCAAGAUCGAAACCUUUGUAACAUUUUGUUAUGUUAGUGUUAUUGUGUUGUUAGGAGUGUGUUUGUAUAACAUGAAUUACAAUCUAUCAGCGAAAAAUAAGUUCCAAGUUCGCAAUUCCUGCGUCUUACCACCGCACCCAAUGUCCGGGUGGUGGACCCUUCCAAACCAGUUAACAAAACCACCAAACACGGCAGUACCAACGGGUUCCACAUUGCUAAUAUUUUGUAACCAAACCUACAAGUUGGACGGUUCAGCAAAAUCUCUCUGUAUAGAAGGAAAGUGGUACCCUAAAAUCGCAAAAUGCUUAAAAACUUGUCCGCCGAUGCUUUCUUCGUCACUGAUGAAAAUCCAGUGUUCUUUUGAUAAUAAAAUUAUGAAAAACUGCACAGACCCUAUUGAUAAUACUCAAGCUCAGUUCUUCUGUGCCCCGUAUUACGAAGACGAAAGAAAGGUGAAAUUUAAAGCGAUUUGUAAUAAUGGAAAGUGGAGCGAACAAGUACCCCAGUGUGUACCAGUAUGUGGCCGCCGACAAUCCAAAAAAGGAAUGCCGGUAAUCGCUAAUGGUACCUUUAGUACCAAAGGAGAAUUUCCUUGGCAGGUAGCCCUUUAUCAAAACAGAAACAACAUAUGUGGAGGAAUUUUACUACACGAAAGACUAAUCUUAACAGCCGCGCACUGUGUAUCUAAUGCUGAUGGUAACCCCAACCCCACCUACAUCUACAUUGUGAUUGUUGGAAACCACUACCGGAGAUACCACGUUGCAAGUCUCGAAGAUGGCGCUCAAAGCUCUUCGGUUCACGCUAUAUAUGUACCUGAUGGAUAUGCAGGUGGUGACAGAUUUUAUUACAUUGAUAUUGCAAUCAUUGUCACGACAAAGACGUUUAAAUUGUCGAGUACAGUACAACCUGUAUGCAUCGACUGGUCGACAGAAUAUGAACGUUUAUUAUAUAAAACUGGAAGACCAAUGGGGCUGGUUAGUGGAUGGGGUUAUACCAUAGAACACAGUAAACCUUCAGAUAUGUCAAGAAGUCUGGAACUUUCCAUAAUUGAUAGAGAAAAGUGUAUACAUAUGUUAGACGAUGUAGAACAUCAAGGGUACGUUACCGAUGAUAAAAUCUGCGGUGGAUAUUUAAACAAAAUCUUGGGAAAAUCCAAUAUAAAAAUGGAUUUUUCCAUUUUAGGUAAAUCGGUCCGCCACGGUGAUAGUGGCAGUGGAGUAGUUUUCAACCACAAAGGCAGACACUAUCUCAUUGGAAUAGUCAGCAUUUCUUUAUUAGCACAAACAGAAAAUGGAAGCCGUGACAGUCAAAAGUACUCCCUUUUCACUCAAGUCUCCAAAUACAUAGACGAUUUUAUUUGGGAGUAUUACGCCCGAUAUAAACCACAGGCCAUCCCUCUAGUAUAUACCACUGCACCGACCACACACAUUCACACUCAGACUAGUACUUCAAUGGAAACCUCUACAACAACCCCCACCACUCCAGCAGCAAAUAGCACAAACUGCCUUCUAACCAAACAGCCAGAAUUUGGUCAAUGGGCGAUUUAUCGUGGUACCAGUAAUUCCUCCCCAGGAACUUUCGUGAAAACUGGUACCAUGCUGAAGAUAGUGUGUCACGAAGGAUACAAAUUAGACGGAAACGACAUACUUGCAUGUGAAAAUGGUACCUGGUCGUCUGACAUCGGAAAUUGCUUAAAAAUGUGUCCAACUAUUGCCAGCACGAAAGUGAUGAAUAUUACGUGUUACUUUAACAUACGGAAACUGAAAAACUGCGCUGAGCCCGUGGUUGGUACCAUUGCGAAGUACCACUGUGCUCCGUUCUAUGAAGACGUGAAGUUGAUGGAGCAUUCUUUGUAUUGUAACGGGAGUUGGGGUAAUGCGAGUUGGACGCCGGGGACUCCCUAUUGUGUUCCAAAAUGUGGACACAGAUCAGUUAAGGACCCCGUGCUUAAUAUAUCUGACGGUACCAGAGAUUUUCCAUGGGUAGUGGGGAUUUAUAGACAAAAUGAUAACAAACUGAUAUGUACUGGUACUUUAUUAAGUGACAAAAUUGUACUCACUGUUGCUCGUUGUUUGGGAGACGUUAACGAAAAAUUGCUAUCUAAACAAUACAUUGUAGCUGCUGGUUCAUAUUUUUCUUCUAGAAGUUCUGAAAAAGUACAAACUUCUAGUAUUCAUCACGCUGAUAAUUAUGGUUAUUUGCUUAUUAUAGUACUAGAAAACGAGUUCCAAUUUUCACGAACCGUUCAACCGGUGUGUAUAGAUUGGGAAGGAGAAUUGACGAAAGAAAACGAUGAAGGCUAUCUCAGUCUUUGGAACUCCAACGGUACUAGUAUCAAUUUUUCGCAUAAUUCUACAACUGCUAAAGUAAAGUUGGCAUCAAUUGAAGAGUGUAGGAUGAAUUUACCAGAAGAAUAUAUGAAUAUGACAAACGAAAAAUUGUGUGUUCAUCAUUCAGAGAGAGGUGCUCCUUUUUGUGCGAUGGAUGGAGGUGGAGGACUCUUUGUGAAAUAUCAAGAUAAGUUUCACAUUUUUGGUGUUAUGGAUGUGUUAAAUACCCAAGAAGAGUGUGUUAAUCGGGAAUAUAGUCUUUAUAUCCCUGUUAAUUACUACCUCACAAUGUUUAAAACGAAACUGAAAAACUGAUACAAAGUUUGUAAUAUAUAA